This is a messenger RNA of Entrophospora sp. SA101, 141 nucleotides long. Lineage: Eukaryota; Fungi; Glomeromycota; Glomeromycetes; Entrophosporales; Entrophosporaceae. The record is from the annotation of a GenBank genome assembly.
AUGAAAAAAGGUUUUACAGAAAAAGAACGUAAAUUUCUGUGGAAAAUGAAAACAUUUACAAGAAAUUUACAAAAAGUCAACUUAACAAAAUCAUCAAGAAAAGUAUUUAUAGAAAAUUCAAGGAAAUUUAUAAGAAAUUGA